Messenger RNA from Daphnia pulicaria, 4408 nucleotides. RefSeq names its product rap guanine nucleotide exchange factor 1-like (gene C3G). NCBI's taxonomy places the organism in Eukaryota, Metazoa, Arthropoda, Branchiopoda, Diplostraca, Daphniidae. Gene Ontology annotation, biological process: Ras protein signal transduction; positive regulation of GTPase activity. The transcript has 7 exons. The coding region runs from base 425 to 3694 and encodes 1089 amino acids. The record is from RefSeq and is a predicted model, not a curated record. Gene Ontology annotation, molecular function: guanyl-nucleotide exchange factor activity. Gene Ontology annotation, cellular component: plasma membrane.
GGCAACGUUGCCAGAACCCAAGGGCAACACAGGGAAAACACACACCAGGCGAGUCUUUUUGCUCGGGUGGAGUUUCACGUCAUGUUUUAUUAUACACCUACACUCAAUUUUUUUAUCUCAUAUCCUUGGUGAACGAAAGAAAAAUACGCAUUUCAAGCCUCCUGCGUUUUGUCUCGGCUGUGCUCAGUUGUUUGCCUCCUGGUUGAAGAGUUCUCUCAACGUCUUCCCUCUGUGUGACUCUGUGUGUGUUCUCUUUCUUACGCACAUUCUACUACUUUACCGUUGUUCUGUAUGGCACCUGCUGUACAGUUAAGUGUUCCAAUUCCCACAUUAUGAGGUCGUUAUCCCAUCCGAGUCGAGGAAGGGUGUUUGGCGUCAGAACAAGCGCGUCUCGAGACGGAGGCGAUCUAUAGGAUGAGCAGCCAUGGAUAAGGUGAAAAAGGGUAGGUUGGCCAAGAGGGCCAAGUCCUUCAAAGAGGACAUCAUCGAUAUACUCUCCAACCUUCGUUCACCCCCAAACACCAACCAAGUGACCGUCAAACCAAAGGCACUGCCAAUCACUACCAGUGUGACCAACGGAAACGAGAAAGAUCACAAGAAAGAAUUGCUUUGCCUCAUUGAAGACCUGCCUUCGUGCAUCACCCUCAAUCAGCACUUCACCAACGUAAUCAACAAAAACAUACUUCAGGUGAGAUACGCCUUGAAGUUCUACGAAGAUGUUGUGGUGAAAAAUACUCUGGAAUUGGUGGCCGGUUCUGCCUCUAUUGUCUUGGAGAAUGUUUUCAGUAUUUUGACAGCAUUGGGGAAUGUCUCACCUCCAUCGGGGGAGCACAGCUCUUCACUUAUAUCUGCCACAAAUCUGGUGCACCAAGCACUUUCUCAACUCAUUAGAUGGUCAGACGACAUUCUUCUUCAAACCACGACAAACGAUGGCAGAUCAACGCCUACAAUCACUGCCGAAUCUUCACUGCAAUCAGAAGUUAGGACGGUCGUUGAUGGCCUCAAAAUCGCCAUCAACGAUCUCGUCCAGGUCGUUAUACACAAAGCGGCCAACAAGAUACCUCCACCGUCAACUCCGCAGUGCGCCUCGCCAGCUUUAUACGACGCAUCUCCGCUGAGGCCACUCAGCGACAAGGAUACUGUUGAUGGUUUGUUACCCGCGCCCAGCCUCAAUCGCGUUUCAAAAUCCUCAGACGGAAGUUUGUUAGAGGACGCACCCGGUAGUGUAGAUUGGAGCUCAGAUUCGUUGCCCGAGGAGCUGGAUCAAUCCCCGCCACCGAAACCACCUUUACCUCUUAAAGGCCUACUUAGUGAUUUUGUAGGCGAAAUGGCCGCCUUGUCCAUCCAGGAUCCUCUAACUCCACCUCCGUUGCCGCCUAAAAAGAGAUCCAUAGGCGGCAGUUUAUCGCCGAUGGGCGGCUGGUCCAUCAGUCCAUUCAGCCCAGGCUGGGGGAACCCACCUGCGCUCCCAGAUUUGGUGCCCAGCCAACCCUGGUUGAACGAGAGCUUUGAUUCGGUUAUGCACAGCAACUCGCUUGUCAUGCACGGAAUGUUUGAACGUCAGACCCAAUCGGGAUGGGAUUCGUCUCAGGAGCGCCGUAGAGACGUAACGAUGGCAGCAAGUUCCACCAGCGUUUUCUCUUCAUCUUCGACAUCUUCAUACGCAUCGUACAACACAUCUCAUCACCAAUCGUCCUCAUCCGCUUUCCAGUGUUCGACUUCUACAGCCACCACUUUAGCCUCGACGAAAAUGUCAUCCAGCGAGGAUAACGUGAACGUUCUUGCCGUGCCGCCAGCCUUACCGGUCAAACGCCGCCAACGAGCCAACAGAUUGCCAUCUCAAUACGAUAACGUCGAUCAGGCAGAUUGCGGCACUUCACCGUGUUCGUCGUUAGCCGGUUUUAUGGCCGUCAAACAGGAGGAAAUAGAAGCGUUUCAUUUCAGCGAAGAGAAGCGAGUUCAAACUUCUUCAGCGGGUGGCGCUACCAGUACGACGGUGCAAAUGCACCGCGAGUACAGCAGCCACGUCGAGCAACUGGUGACGAUUAAUAGCAGUGGCAGCGGAAAUGCUCCACCACUUCCGCCCAAAAAGCGACACGUCAAAGAAUACAUGGCAGCUGUGGGCAAGUAUUCGCAACCCAGCGAAGUCGAGAUUUUUAGAAAGUCGAUGGAAGCUUAUUAUCAAAAGGCUGCGCAAUGGCAAACUCACAGCGAGUGCGAAUCAUUUCCAUCGCGGAGCAAUAGCUAUAUGGCCACCCCGUCGCUUUUGCCGCCAGUACUGCCACCCAAAAAAGGCCGAUCGUCCAUCAGCUACAGCGCGGCGUUGGCCCUACCUGAAAUCCCGACAACGACGCCCGAAGCCGACUCGCGACCCACAACUCCACCCCGCGUUAUGGCCGCAAUCAAAGGACCACCUCCCAUCACCACUAAUGAAGCAGACAAAAUCGACCCUGAAUCGGACAACGAAGAUGGAAUGGAACAGAUUGACCUUAGCGCAGAUCUCGUCCUCAAGCAGCCAGAAGACGAAGGCCCCGAAGUUCGAGGCGGCGGCCUCGAUGCGCUCAUCACGCACGCAGCUAAACUCAACAAGGACGACUACCUCUAUCAGACGGCCUUCUUGACGACAUACAGAACGUUCAUCACACCAUCCGAGUUGACUCGCAAACUCAUUCACAGGUUCCAUCACUUUCUGCGGUCGCCAGAUGUCCACCUCCAGCGGGUUGGCCGCAGCGCUUUCUCUUUGCUGAUUGGCGUGGUGGACGAUCUGGCCCUGUCGGAAUUGGAAGACAAAUUGAUGCGUCAAAUCAUCGACUUUCAAAGCCAACUCAUCCGCAGCGGAGAUUUAGUCCUGGCCAAGGCGCUCAGGAAAAAGUUCCUGGAAAAAUGCACUGCCCGCCGAUUAAGAAUUAAUGUCGCUCAAAUUCCUCCGGUGCCAGCCAGCCUUGGUGUAACGACGCGACAGAGUCACCUUUUGGACUUUAAAUCGAGCGAGUUGGCUGAACAAAUGACUCUGUUGGAUGCUGAAUUGUUUUUGCGCAUCGAAAUUCCCGAGGUGCUUGUAUGGGCGCAGGAGCAGAACGAAGAAAAGUCGCCGAAUUUGACGUUGUUUACCGAGCACUUUAACAAAAUGUCGUACUGGGCCCGUUCGAGGAUUCUGGAACAAGCAGAAGCCCGUGACCGGGAACGAUACGUCGUUAAAUACAUCAAGAUCAUGAAGCAUUUGAGGCGACUGAACAAUUUCAAUUCGUAUCUUGCCUUGCUCUCCGCACUCGAUUCAGCGCCCGUGCGUCGAUUGGAGUGGCAAAAAUCCAUCACUGACGGACUACAGGAAUAUUGUGCGCUGAUUGACAGUUCGUCUUCCUUCCGAGCUUACCGACAGGCAUUGGCUGAAACGCAGCCCCCGUGUAUCCCGUACAUUGGCCUUAUCCUGCAGGACCUGACCUUCGUACACAUUGGCAAUCCGGACACGUUAAGCGACAACCGGAUUAAUUUUGGCAAACGCUGGCAGCAGUUCCAUAUUAUAGAGAAUAUGCGACGCUUUCAGAAAUGUCACUAUCAAUUCAAACGCAACGAUCGCAUCGUCGCCUUUUUCAACGAGUUUAAUGACUCUCUUUGCGAGGAGUCCAUGUGGCAAAUUUCCGAAUCUAUCAGGCCGAGAGGAUCGAAUAACAGUUCCUCCGCGGCCAAAAAAUGAGAGAGAGAGAGAGAGUGAAAAAACGAACCGACAGUCUUAUUAUUUCAUCAGACAAUUUGUUUUUACUCUACCGAAAAUCACACUUAUGUUACAAAUACCCAGAAAUGUUUUUAAAUAAGGAAACGUCAGCUACAAAAUAUUUUAUCGUCGUGUAUGUUUUUAACAUCCUAAACGAAGGGUCGUUAUUGUUUUGUAAACCUGUUAUUCAUGGCGUAUGUUUUAAUCGUGUAUUGUUGUUUUGUAUCGUGUCAGUGUUUAUUAGGAAACAGAAACCAGUCGUUACGGGCCAUUUGAAUCGUCCUUAAAGCAGUGAAACGUUUCUACUUGAAUUAUGGCAGAAUGUACUGAAUCAUGUUAUAACCGAAUAUAGCCUGAUACGGGCAAUGGUGUAUGUGAAUGUUCAAAAUCGUUCAUGGCGUGAAAUGUUUCGUGUACUUCAAAUUCGAAUCAAAAAGACGAAAAAAGAACGGACGUACACACACGGAUGUUCUGCAGUGAAAUUACUAAGACUUAAUGAUGAUCGAAUGUUGCAUUUUUCGUUGCGUUUGUUAUUAUUGGCGGUUGUCCCAAGCUGCUUUCAAUCCAUUGUGACCCCUCAGCCCUCACCCCAUCUCUACGCGUCAGUCUUGCUAUUUUGUUCACUAGCCCGUUGUUGGUUUUCUAGAGCCUCACCUCUAAAAAAUUGGAUAUUGGAAUAAAUAUUAUAUAAUCAAA